This is a messenger RNA of Arachis duranensis, 696 nucleotides long. Its product is annotated as receptor protein kinase TMK1. Gene Ontology annotation, biological process: protein phosphorylation. NCBI's taxonomy places the organism in Eukaryota, Viridiplantae, Streptophyta, Magnoliopsida, Fabales, Fabaceae. Gene Ontology annotation, molecular function: protein kinase activity; ATP binding. The record is from RefSeq and is a predicted model, not a curated record. The coding region runs from base 1 to 696 and encodes 231 amino acids. The transcript has 2 exons.
AUGGGGAAGGAACAUCACGAAAUUCUCAUAGUCGACGACUACAGUCAAAGGUACAACCACCUGAGAACGAAGAACCUCCACACCCAAUUAAAAUUAUGGGACUCAUACACGAACAUCAUGGUCGGUUGGAGUAACUUGAAUAAGAGAUCAAGUGAUAAACGGAAGCCAAAAGAGAUAUGCGAAGAGAGGUACAACGUAGAAGGUAAAUUGCAUGAUGGGACAAGGAUUGCAAUUAAAAGGAUGCAAUCAGGAAUAGUGGCAGAGAAGGGAGUAGAUGAGUUCAUGGCUGAAACGGCAGUGGUCACAAUUCGACACAGGAAUUUGGUUAAUCUCAUGGGGUAUUGCUUGGAUGAAAAUGAGAGACUUCUUGUUUAUGAAUACAUGCCUCAAGGUACUCUUAGUAGACAUCUAUUCCAUUGGGAAAAUGAAGGGUUAAAACCACUUGAAUGGAAGACAAGACUCAUUAUUGCUUUGGAUGUUGCUAGAGGUGUUAAAUAUCUUCAUGGUUUAGCCCAACAAACUUUUAUCCAUAUAAAUCUCAAACCAUCUAAUAUUUUGCUCGGCGAUGAUAUGCGAGCUAAAGUUGCUGACUUUGGAUUAGUUCGCCUUGCUCCGCAAGGAAAAGCCUCGUUUCACACCAAAUUUGCCAGAACUUUUGGAUAUCUAGCACCAGAGUAUGCAGUUGACCAUCUAUGA